Molecule: messenger RNA, 890 nt
Organism: Bombus huntii
Lineage: Eukaryota; Metazoa; Arthropoda; Insecta; Hymenoptera; Apidae
Gene: Naxe
Product: NAD(P)H-hydrate epimerase
Exons: 1
Coding region: 1-786 (261 amino acids)
Cellular component (GO): mitochondrion
Molecular function (GO): NAD(P)HX epimerase activity
Source: RefSeq, a predicted model, not a curated record
AUGAUAUCAUAUAUUAAGGGUUAUAUAAAACCUUCCUUGUCUAACAAUAAAUUUAUUUUUGGAAGAGCAUCAUAUACCAGUAUGCUGAAAUAUUUGAAUCAAACGGAAAGCAUCAAUGUAGAUAAAGAUUUAUUUGAGAAAUAUAAGUUUAGCGUCGAUCAAUUAAUGGAACUUGCUGGCCAAAGUUGUGCUAUUGCCAUUGCUCGUACUUAUCCAUCGCUUAAAAAUUCUAAACAAAAAAUUUUGAUUUGUUGUGGCCCAGGAAACAAUGGUGGUGAUGGACUUGUUUGCGCUAGACACUUAAAACAAUUUGGAUAUUUGCCUGAAAUUUAUUAUCCUAAAAGGACAAACAAUACACUGUAUGAAAAUUUACUGCAUCAGUGCAUUGAAAAUGAUAUUCCCUUAUUAAAGGAUGAUGUAGAAUACAUUGCUUCAAAGCAACUUCAUCAAUUUGGUCUUAUAGUGGAUGCAAUAUUUGGAUUUAGUUUUAAGCCACCUAUAAGGGAUACAUUUAUUCCCAUUAUUCACCUGUUAGAAAAUACGACUGUUCCAAUUUGUAGUAUUGAUAUACCAUCAGGUUGGAAUGUUGAAGAUGGACCACCUACAGAAGGCGGAAUAAAACCAGAAAUGCUUGUAUCACUAACAGCGCCAAAAUUAUGUGCUAAAAAAUUUGAAGGGAAGUAUCAUUAUUUAGGUGGUCGAUUUGUACCUAAAAAAUUGGAUAAAGCAUAUAGCCUUAAUCUACCUGAAUAUCCAGGAACUGAUUUAAUUCUUUUGUUAAAUUAAGUCUUCAUACAAACUUUAAUUACUUGCAUUUUUUAUUACAAAUAUGUACAAGAAUCGAAAAUAAAAUAUUUAUAACUGUUGAUAAGCAGCUAUAUUGUUCUAUA